Candoia aspera is the source of this 2901-nucleotide messenger RNA. RefSeq names its product CNKSR family member 3 (gene CNKSR3). The record is from RefSeq and is a predicted model, not a curated record. Bases 139 to 1806 code for a protein of 555 amino acids. Gene Ontology annotation, molecular function: protein binding. Gene Ontology annotation, biological process: regulation of signal transduction. The transcript has 13 exons. Gene Ontology annotation, cellular component: cytoplasm; membrane. NCBI's taxonomy places the organism in Eukaryota, Metazoa, Chordata, Lepidosauria, Squamata, Candoiidae.
CCGAUGGGAGCCCGAGAGGGGGAAAUCCGUGGUCGGGGACAGAGAGGAAGGAGCUAGUUGGAGCUCCGGACUGCUGUCCCAUUCUGGAUUCCGGAUCUGCCGGGUGGUGGGGGAGCAAAGGCUGGAUCGAGAAAGAGGAUGGAGCCCGUGACCAAGUGGAACCCUAAGCAAGUUGUGGAGUGGACCAAGGGUCUGGAUGAUUGCCUUCAGCAGUAUGUCCCAAAAUUUGAACGAGAGAAGAUAAAUGGUGCUCAGCUGUUACAGAUUUCCCACCAGGAUCUUGAAGAAUUGGGUGUCACUCGGAUUGGACACCAAGAGCUGGUUUUAGAGGCUGUGGAUCUCCUUUGUGCACUGAAUUACGGCCUUGAAACAGACAACAUGAAGAACUUGAUCCUUAAGUUACGAGCUGCGUCCAACAACCUGCAAAACUACAUUGGCAGCCGGAGAAAAAGUUCAAACUAUGAUGGAAAUAGCUCACGCAAACCUCCUAAUGAAUUCCUCACAUCUGUGGUAGAACUCAUUGGUGCUGCUAAAGCUCUGCUGACAUGGCUGGACAGGACUCCAUUUACUGGGAUAGCUGACUUUUCUGUGACAAAGAAUAAAAUCAUUCAGCUGUGCUUGGAUCUUACUACCACUGUUCAGAAGGACUGCCUUGUAGCUGAAAUGGAAGAUAAAGUUCUCAAUGUAUCUAAGGUUUUGAAUGGAAUCUGUGAUAAGACUAUACGGUCAACAACUGAUCCAUUGAUGAGUCAGGGUGCCUGUCUCGAAGAGGUUCACUUAAACAACAUCAAACCUGGGGAAGGUUUGGGAAUGUACAUAAAAUCUACUUAUGACGGAUUACAUGUUGUUACUGGGACCACAGAAAAUUCACCUGCUGAUCGGUCUCAGAAAAUCCAUGCUGGUGAUGAAGUGAUUCAGGUGAAUCGGCAGACAGUGGUGGGAUGGCAGUUGAAGAAUCUUGUAAGGAAGCUCCGUGAGAAUCCUUCUGGAGUUACUCUUCUAGUGAAGAAACGCCAUACCGGUUCUUUUAACUUUACACCCGCACCACUUAAAAAUCUGAGGUGGAAACCACCACUUGUACAGACCAGCCUACACCCAGCUACAGCUCAGUCAUCAGAAAGCACCAAGGAGACAUCACUGAAGAAAGAGAAACCAGCCAUUCUGGAUCUUUACAUACCUCCACCGCCAGCUAUUCCCUAUGCACCUCGGGACGAAAAGGGGAACUUUGUUUAUGGAGGAGGCAAUAAACCGAAGCAGCCUCUCCCUGGUUCCAAAGGUGCAGAAUCUCCCAAUUCUUUCCUGGAUCAGGAAUGUAGAAGGCGAAGGUUUACUCUGAUAGAUUCUGACCCAUUGCCUGCCUAUCCCAGAGAAGCAAAUAUUCCACUAGCAAAGAUGAGGGAGAAAACACCAUCUUAUGGAAAGCCUCGCCCACUGUCUAUGCCUGCUGAUGGAAAUUGGUUGGGAGCUGUAGAAUCUUUCUCUAAGCCCCGAGCAAUGGGGAGAAAAGCUGAAAAUGUCCUCUGCCGAUACUUCAGCAAUGAAAGAAUCCCACCCAUUAUUGAAGAAAGCUCCCCUUUGCAGCAUCAGUUUUCCAGGCCAGCGGUGGAAAAGCAGUUAGUAAAGGGUGCCGACUACAUCAGGGGAAGCAGAUGUUUUGUUAAUGUGGAUCUCCACAAUAGCGCAACCAUCCCUUUCCAGGAGGAAGGUGCUAAAAGGCCACCAGUGACCACAUCCACCAAAUCUUCCUCCACAGAAUCCUCUUUGCUGGUUAGCUGGAUCACAAGGUUGAGGUUAUUGACUCAUUGAAUAGAUUGGAUGGCAGGGGACUGAAUGUUUCACUAAGUGCCUCCUUUUAUUCUCCAGUCAGAGGGAUCUCUCUUACCAACAGUUAUUUAGUGACUGUGUUUAUUUUCUCCCUCCCUCAGAGAAUCUUUCUUUUUCCUGAUGUUGCUGUCUCAGAUUCACUGGAUCUGGGGGAGGGGUGGGGGGGCUUAAUGGAAAGGCAGUGGAGAUCUCAAGAUGUUGCUUUUUAAAACCUGCCUAUGAAGGGGAACAUGGUCCUCCAGAGAAAGCAGUCCAGCUGGAGGGCUUCAGGAGUCACUGCUGAUGUGAAAUCGGUGGGUUCUAGGCAGAAGUAAUCUCUGCCUUGACCUAAGGUCAGGUGGCCUUUCGUUUGCUCAGAUGCUGUGCAGCUACUGGAUGUGUGGGCUUUAUAGCACUGAGGGGAAAACCUCCAAGCUACAAUUCUGACCAAGGAAGAAGAAAAGAGAAGAUGCCAUUUCUGCUUUUAAACUAUGUGGGGACUGCAAGUGACUGCAGACAACUGAGCUCUGAGGAAACAGAAAGCUUUCUUCGGUGGUUCUGAUUCACCACAAAUAUCCCUAUUUGGGGUAUAAUCCUGGUUAUUAAAACCUCAGUGCCAUUUAGUUAUCUUUCCCUUAACUGCUGCAGUCUUGAUCUCCUUGACAUAGAUUGGCACAACAUGCCAUGGAUGUGCAUUUCUAGUGCUGAUGGUAAAAACAAAAGGAAUAUAUCUUUCUUCUGGGGAAAAAAAAAUAUGACUGAAUAGCUGUUAACCAAAGUGUUGUUAAAAACAAACCCUGCAGACUUCUGGAGCAUCUAUGGUGGUUCAAGGUUGAACUUGUUUGAUAUUGUUUGUGUUAUAAUGAUUGACUUCUGAUAAAUGACAAUGCUGUUAAAACAGUUUGCUGUUUUAAAACACUGGUAGAAAAAUGUGUCUGUCCCAAUUAUUUGCAUAGCAUUGGGUUGGAGUGGGGGUCAUUUAUGGAAGGAAGUAUUUGCAAAACUACUAAGAAUGUGUUGUUGUUUUUCUAAUGUAGAAAAGAGUAUUGUUACGGUUUCACAAAGAGCAUUUAGUUUUAAAAUAAUUUAAACAUGAAA